GGAGAGCGUCGUCGCGUCCGGUGACGUCUUCCGAGGACGUCGGGAUAGUAGGCAGCGUCGGCUGCCGUGUCGGAGGCGUCCGCUGGAAAAUGGCGGAAUACUUGGCCUCCAUCUUCGGCACCGAGAAAGACAAAGUCAACUGUUCAUUUUAUUUCAAAAUUGGAGCAUGUCGUCAUGGAGACAGAUGUUCUCGGUUGCACAAUAAACCGACCUUUAGCCAGACCAUCUUGAUUCAAAACAUCUAUCGUAAUCCCCAAAACAGUGCACAGACGGCUGACGGCUCACACUGUGCUGUGAGCGACGUGGAGAUGCAGGAGCACUAUGAUGAGUUCUUUGAGGAAGUCUUCACUGAGAUGGAAGAAAAGUACGGAGAGGUUGAGGAGAUGAACGUCUGUGAUAACCUAGGAGACCACCUGGUGGGGAACGUGUAUGUCAAGUUUCGACGUGAGGAGGAUGCAGAGAAAGCUGUGAUCGACUUAAAUAACCGUUGGUUUAAUGGGCAGCCAAUCCAUGCAGAGCUGUCCCCAGUAACUGACUUCAGGGAAGCCUGCUGCCGCCAGUAUGAAAUGGGAGAGUGCACAAGAGGGGGCUUUUGCAACUUCAUGCAUCUGAAACCAAUCUCAAGAGAGCUGCGACGGGAGCUGUAUGGGCGCCGGCGCAAAAAGCAUAGAUCCAGGUCCCGAUCCCGGGAACGGCGUUCUCGAUCCAGAGACCGUGGGCGUGGUGGCGGCGGAGGAGGUGGAGGUGGUGGAGGACGAGAGCGUGACAGGAGGCGGUCGAGAGACCGAGAGAGAUCUGGGCGAUUCUGAGCCGAGCUGUUUUUAUCGUGUGUCUGCUAGACAGUGUUGUAGUUGGUUGACAAGCCAGUUCAUAAUGGGAUUUUUUUUUUAAAAAACAACAAAAAAAAACAAAGAUGGGUUUCUGAAUAAAAUUUGUAGUGAUACAGUA
Molecule: messenger RNA, 948 nt
Organism: Peromyscus californicus insignis
Lineage: Eukaryota; Metazoa; Chordata; Mammalia; Rodentia; Cricetidae
Gene: U2af1
Product: U2 small nuclear RNA auxiliary factor 1
Exons: 8
Coding region: 90-809 (239 amino acids)
Biological process (GO): mRNA splicing, via spliceosome
Cellular component (GO): U2AF complex; spliceosomal complex
Molecular function (GO): metal ion binding; pre-mRNA 3'-splice site binding
Source: RefSeq, a predicted model, not a curated record